Molecule: messenger RNA, 1242 nt
Organism: Gymnodraco acuticeps
Lineage: Eukaryota; Metazoa; Chordata; Actinopteri; Perciformes; Bathydraconidae
Product: zona pellucida-like domain-containing protein 1
Exons: 10
Coding region: 1-1242 (413 amino acids)
Cellular component (GO): cell surface
Source: RefSeq, a predicted model, not a curated record
AUGACACAAGUGUGCUUUGUCUUCCUGCUGAUGAGUAACGCCGCCUCGGUCUCCACACAGUUUAAUGGAUACAACUGUGACGCCAGCUACCACAGCAGGUUCCCUGGUGAGCGGGACAUCAGUGUGUACUGUGGUGUUCAGACCAUCACCUUGAAGAUCAACUUCUGCCCCGUGCUCUUCUCUGGCUACACGGACACAGAUUUGGCCCUGAACGGUCACCACAGUGAUGCCCAGUGCCGUGGCUUCAUCAACAACAACACCUUCCCCACAGCGGUCCUGUUCAGCAUCAGUCUCAACACUCUGGAGGCCUGUGGUAACAGCCUGGUGGUCAGCACAGCCUACGGGGCCAAUGCCUAUGGGAACAUGUCUCUGGUACAAAUUGGGAAUGUCUCGGGCUACAUCGACACCCCUGACCCGCCGGCUAUAAUCAGCUACCUGCCCGGCCUGCUGUAUAAAUUCAGCUGCAGCUACCCGCUGGAGUACCUGGUCAAUAACUCACAGCUGGCAUCCUCAUCUGUUGCUGUAUCUGUCAAGGAGAGCAACGGUACAUUUGUGAGCACGUUGAAUAUGAUCCUGUACAACGAUUCCACCUACAAUCAACCCCUGUCUAUUCCAAUGGCUGGACUGGCUCUGAAAACCAGAGUCUUUGCUGCUGUGAAAGCCACAAACUUAGACAAACGGUGGAACAUCUUGAUGGACUACUGUUACACAACCCCCUCAGGGAAUCCUAAUGAUGAAUUUCGCUAUGACCUUUUCUUUGGCUGCUCCAAAGACCCACAGACGACAGUUUUUGAGAAUGGGAAGAGUCAGAUGGGCCGAUUUUCCUUCGAGGUUUUUCGUUUUGUUAAACACAGACACCAGAAGAUGUCAACUGUGUUUCUGCACUGCGUCACCAAGCUCUGCCGGGCAGACGACUGCAUCAUGCUCAUGCCGAUUUGUGCGAAACGACGUAGGAGGGAUGGAGAGGAGAGCAUUGAUUCCCCACCAGUUGCAUCUGGGAACGCCAUCAUCACAGCUGGACCAAUCAUCACCAGGAGUGAUGAAACUCCUGCCAACAACUCCCAACUCGGUAAGCUUCUGUUGUCACAACCGAUGAACCCAGUGACCAGUGCUCUGAUCUCGGGCGUGGUCAUCCUGGGCGGGGUCAGCGUGGGCUUCUCGCUGCUGUCGCUCCGCCUCCUGAAGAAGUCCCGCCUCCCAGCAACCUCUGCAUCAGGUGUUUGGAACACCACCUUUAAAUGA